Adineta ricciae is the source of this 699-nucleotide messenger RNA. The record is from the annotation of a GenBank genome assembly. NCBI's taxonomy places the organism in Eukaryota, Metazoa, Rotifera, Eurotatoria, Adinetida, Adinetidae.
AUGGAUCGUAUGCGACUUGAAAUCGAUGGAUUAACGGAGUCGUACAAAUUAGGCAGUUUAAUGAUGAAAGUUGGUCAAUAUGAUGUAGCAGAAGAAAUUUAUAAUAAAUUAAAUGACGAAACCAAUGAUGAACGAGAAAAAGCGAAUAUUCAACAUCAACUGGGAUACAUAAAAUAUAAACAAGGAAAGUCAAAGGAAGCUCUCGAUUGGUACCAACGAGUAUUGGGCGUCUAUGUAAAGAUUCUCGGAAAGGAGCAUAAAAAUGUCGCUGCAGUUUACAAUAACAUCGGCUUAGCUUAUGACAGUCUCAAUGAGCGUUCAAAAGCCUUGGACUAUUAUCAAAAGGCUAGACAAAUCUAUGAAAAAACUUCAGCGAAUGAUCCCGUUCUAGCGACAUGUUACAAUAACAUAGCGUCAAUCUAUGCUGCCGAAGGAGACCAUCAACCAGCACUAAAUUAUUACCAGAAAUCAUCUGAAAUCAGUCAGAAAUUGCAGGCCACCGACCAUCCUGACUAUGCUACUUUGGAAAAUAAUAUUGGUCUAAUUUAUUUGACAAGUGGGGACUUUAAAGAAGCUUUCAAAUACUUUCAUAAUGCGGUUAAAAUUGGCACGAAAUCUUUGCCGGUUGACCAUGCAGAUUUGACAACUUAUCAGGAUAAUCUCAAAAUGGCAACUGAGAAACUGGACAAGUAUAAAUAA